Messenger RNA from Penicillium odoratum, 1536 nucleotides. Its product is annotated as MFS transporter. Gene Ontology annotation, biological process: transmembrane transport. NCBI's taxonomy places the organism in Eukaryota, Fungi, Ascomycota, Eurotiomycetes, Eurotiales, Aspergillaceae. The transcript has 3 exons. Gene Ontology annotation, cellular component: membrane. The record is from RefSeq and is a predicted model, not a curated record. Gene Ontology annotation, molecular function: transmembrane transporter activity. The coding region runs from base 1 to 1536 and encodes 511 amino acids.
AUGAACGACUCAGAAAACACGUUUGCGCCGGACAGCAAUAUGGAUCCCGAACAGCGUUCAAUCGCCCCCGAUCCUUCUCAUACAUCCUUAGACGAAAAACGAGAUGCAUCCUAUCCAACACCAAAAACUUUUCCUCACGAAGUGGCUUUCGUGAUUGUCGUCUGCGCCGCCCAGCUUAUGACACAAGCAGGCCUGGCAUUAUCAAUUGCACCCCUGAAACAAAUUAGCGAAAGUUUCAACAGCACUCCACAGAAACUGACUUGGGCUUCGUCAGCAUAUAGUCUGACGGUUGGAACGUUCAUCCUGGUAUCUGGAAGACUGGGUGACGUGUAUGGCCAUCGAUUGAUAUUCAUCAUUGGUUUCAUAUGGUUCGCUCUCUGGUCUCUUCUGGCCGGUUUCUCUGUGUGGUCAAAUCCCAGAUUCUUUGAUUGUUGUCGUGCCUUCCAGGGAAUCGGCCCUGCGCUUCUUCUUCCAAAUGCUGUCGCCAUCUUAGGAAGAACAUACCCACCAGGUCAGCGAAAGGGCAUGGUAUUUUGUCUGUUCGGGGCUGUAGCACCGGGAGGAUUCGUUAUCGGCGCAACUUUUUCGUCACUGAUUGCUGAGAAGUUGUGGUGGCCCUGGGCAUAUUGGAUAUGUGCGAUUGCCUGUGUGAUAUUUGCUCUGCUUGGAUUCCUAGUGAUUCCUUAUAUGCCACAAGAAAAGCCGCGACCUGACCUCUCCACACUUGCUCGACUGGAUGGACUUGGAGCUACGCUCGGGGUCUCAGGUAUGAUUCUGUUCAACUUUGCCUGGAACCAGGCCGCGACUGUUGGCUGGCAAGUUCCCUACAACUACGCUCUACUGAUUGUGGGUAUUUUGAUCAUCGGGGCUUUCCUUUAUGUUGAAAGCAAGGCUGCAUACCCCCUCCUUCCCCGUUCAGUCUUCAAAGGCGAGACGGGCUGGGUUCUUGGCUGUAUUUGCGCUGGCUGGUCUUCAUUCGGGGUCGUGGUGUUCUACUACUAUGCCAUCAUGACCAACAUUGAGUCAAAUACUGGGCUUCUUGUGACGGCCAAGUUCUCCGGUGCUGCUGUGUCAGGCGCCAUUGCAGCUGUGACUACUGCUGUGCUUCUCGGGCACCUUCCAGCCUGCGUGAUAAUGUUCAUCGCCAUGGUGGCCUUCGCCGCAGGUCAGGCGUUGUUAGUUUCGUUGCCCAUCGGCCAGAUUUACUGGGCCAACGCGUUCUUGAUCACCAUUAUCACACCCUGGGGAAUGGACAUGUCCUUCCCGUCUGGUAUCUUGAUUUUGAGCAAUGCUAUGCCAACUGAGGAUCAAGGUGUUGCCGGGUCGCUCGUGACCACGGCUGUGAAUUACUCGAUUUCAUUGGGAUUGGGCUUUGCUGGAGUUGUGGAGAGCUAUGUCAACGACGAUGGCCAAGCCAUUCUGAAAGGAUACCGCGGAGCCUCGUACAUGGGGCUUGGGUUGGCUGGAUUGGGUGUCAUUGUUGCGACCAGUUUUAUGAUCGUGACGUGGGCGAGAUCAUCCAAGAAGAAUCUGUAA